Cladophialophora psammophila CBS 110553 is the source of this 1668-nucleotide messenger RNA. RefSeq lists its product as uncharacterized. Bases 1 to 1668 code for a protein of 555 amino acids. Gene Ontology annotation, molecular function: ammonium channel activity. The transcript is spliced from 5 exons. The record is from RefSeq and is a predicted model, not a curated record. NCBI's taxonomy places the organism in Eukaryota, Fungi, Ascomycota, Eurotiomycetes, Chaetothyriales, Herpotrichiellaceae. Gene Ontology annotation, biological process: ammonium transmembrane transport. Gene Ontology annotation, cellular component: plasma membrane.
AUGUCGUCGAGUGGCAUCACCAACUUCCUCCCUUCCUACGCCUCCUACAACUGGACUGGUGCCCCCGCAGACUACUCUUUAGCCACAAAUGCGCAAACAGGAGGAGACUCACGGACGGAGAAUCUGAACAAGUGGUAUCAAUCCGGCGACCAGGCAUAUAUCAUCAUCUCAUCAUGUCUGGUCUUGAUCAUGGUGCCGGGCCUCGGCUUCCUCUACUCGGGCCUCGCGCGACGAAAGUCGGCCUUGUCACUGAUGUGGGCUUGCAUGGCUGCUGGCAGUAUCGUCAACUUUCAGUGGUACUUCUGGGGCUACUCACUCACCUUUUCUCCAACCGGCCAGAGCGGCUUCAUUGGAGAUUUGGUCCAUUUUGGGCUGAAACGGACUCUGGGGAACCCGAGCCCUGGUUCGCCUCUUAUUCCUAGUCUCCUAUACUCCUUCUACCAGAUGCAAUUCUGCGCCGUGACCGCCGCGAUCGUUGCCGGUGCUGUUGCAGAGCGCGGUCGAUUGAUGCCUUUCCUUGUUUGGACCUUCCUCUGGGCCACCCUGGUAUACAAUCCGAUCGCUUGUUGGGCGUGGAACGCCAAUGGGUGGGCAUUCAAAUACGGUGUCAUGGAUUAUGCCGGCGGCGGGCCUGUCGAGAUUGGCUCUGGCAUGUCUGCACUGGCUUAUUCGAUGGUUCUGGGGAAGAGACAGGAGAAGAUGAUGCUCAACUUCCGACCCCACAACGUUUCGUUUAUCCUGCUGGGCACGGUUCUGCUCUGGUUUGGCUGGCUGGGCUUCAACGGAGGCUCCGCCUUUGGAGCCAACCUCAGGGCUGUCAUGGCUUGCUGGAACUCCAAUCUGACGGCCACUUUUGCCGCAGCGGCUUGGGUCCUGCUCGAUUUCAGGUUGGCUCGGAAAUGGUCCAUGGUCGGCUGGUGUUCCGGUACCAUCUCUGGACUUGUGGCUGCUACGCCGGCAUCCGGAUAUCUUGAAACGUGGGGGAGUGUCGUGUUGGGGAUUGUUACUGGCAUUGCCUGUAACUUUGCCACCAAGAUCAAAUACUGGGUCCGGAUUGACGACUCCAUGGACGUGUUCGCCGAACACGGCGUUGCUGGCAUGAUCGGUCUGAUGUUCAAUGCCCUGUUCGGGGUCGACUACGUCGUCGGUCUCGACGGAGUCAACACGGGCGUCCCGAACCCUACGACUGGCACCGGCGUCGGCGGGUGGCCCAUCGGCAACUAUCGCCAAUUCUACAUCCAGCUGGCUUAUGUCCUGGCAUGCACGGGCUACGCCUUUGUCAUGAGCGCCAUCCUCGCCUACAUCGUCAAUUUCAUUCCGGGCCUGCACCUCCGCGCUUCGGAAGAGGCUGAACUGCUCGGCAUGGAUGACGACCAACUCGGCGAGUUCGCCUACGAUUACGUCGAGGUCCGCCGUGACUAUCUUGCCUGGACACCGCAAAACCGGGAUCAGAACGGCAUCGACCCGAACAUCCCGAGCGAAGACCGCUACGGCAUCGGCGAACACUCAGACAUGAUCAGGAAAGCGGCCAACAGCGCCAACGGUGCUGUCGGCGGCGACUCGACGACGGCCAGCUCGCGCAGUAACCAGGAACUGCCCGCCCAGGGAGACCGGCAUGCCAUCAGGGCCGAAGACAUAGAGAAGAUCAAGCAUGAUCCGGAGGCAUGA